GGUAAACAUCUUCUUGCUAACUACAUCUUCAGAACUCUUCCAUCACAUCACUUUCCGUGUGCAAUCAUAAAUAUUUCAAAAAAUGGCACCUACAACCAGCCCUGAAGUUGGGUCACGAAAUUCGUCGGCUUCAACCUGCACCAUUUGCAAUCUACCAGCAAAAGACUGUGCACUCUGUAAAGCCGCAGCCUAUUGCUCAUCUACAUGUCAAACCCUAGAUUGGCCCCUUCACAAAACCCUUUGCAAAAAGAUCACCACAAUGCCUCCACGUCCAAGUCCCAUUCAUAAACUUGGCAUUCUCUUUCCUCCCAACAGCAUGUCCCCAAGACUAGUUUGGGUAAACUUUGAGAGAACCAAAAUUCCUGACGUCGAAGGGCUUUUCGAUGCGCCGUACGUCGAUGACUUGCUCUCUUAUGGCCCGGGAGAUCGAUGGCAUUACGAACAACUUUUGAUCGAGCCGCAAAAUAUUGAGCGAGCACGAAACAUUAGCCACACGCUAGCUUUCUACAUGCGGGAUGACUUUGGAUCUGAUGGGUCAAAGAUGACGCAGUCUGUUAAUUCCAUCACGGCUGUAAAGAUGAAGCAUGAUUGGAAAGGACCUCUGUUUGUUGUUGCUUUUGAAGGGGAAUGUGUUCCUCAAAAAAUGGCGUUAAAGGUGGGAAACAUGUCUAUUAGCGCACUAGGGGGUGUUGCUUUUCGGAGAGGCAUGUCACUUUGAGAGACUUGAGAAUAGUUCAUGACUAUUUCUUGGCUUAUCCAUAUUGGGCGGCGCCUGGCCUCACAUUCAAGGAUCAGCAUGGAAAGAGCAUAAUAUGAUUAUUACAGAUGA
Molecule: messenger RNA, 829 nt
Organism: Sclerotinia trifoliorum
Lineage: Eukaryota; Fungi; Ascomycota; Leotiomycetes; Helotiales; Sclerotiniaceae
Source: the annotation of a GenBank genome assembly